AUGUCUCAACAAGAGGAGCAACCGCAAUUCGGUUUGCAAAUGCCAACGAUCGGCUUCCAACAGCCGACGUUCACUAUGCCGCAAUAUGAGUACUUGUUUCUUAUUUGGCAUUCUAGUGAUGUAGUUUAGUGGUAUGCUAGAAGGAGUAGUAUGUGAUCACGCUGAGUGAAAAGUGAUUACUCUUCAAACUGUCUUAGAGUCUUGCUGCGUCAUUUAUUCAUACAAUCAGAACAGGGAGGACAAGCAUGAUCACAUCAACCCAUUCUCGCUAAACAGACAACCGCAGAUCGGUUUGGGCGUGCAGCCGGGUCCGAUCCAGUUCGCAUUCUACGCUGAGCCAUGUACUACUGUUUUUCUUGUACUUAUAAUGUUUAUUUUUCAUGUUCUUGAGGUGGUAUUUUUUACCUAGGUCGUUUGCAUUCUAAUCGGAAUAGAUCCGAGUAUAAUUACAAAUCGUCCACGAAAACAGCGAGCCCACCGCAGGGAUCACCGCCUUAUGGUAGCUAUUUGACCCAGGACGCAGCACCAGUGACCAAAAAGAAAGUGGAUAGCAAAUGGUGCGCGUGCUUCUCCAAGUAAGACACGCGAUUGCGAAAGAGAACUAUCUUCUUGUCUCGCUAGUGGUAGAAGAUCGAUGAAGGAGGAGAUAAACGUAAAGGCUGCCAGGAGGAGGAGAUGUAUUAAGACGGCUUCGCUGAUUAGGCAUAUGAUCGGGAGAUGAAGACAGACGAUAUGAUCGUGAUUUCACUUAGAUUCACCACCAUGAUGAUGAAGACGGACGAUAUGAUCGUGAUUUCACUGCACUUCCAGAACAAGGGUUUACAACAAUCUAUCAACAUAUCGAACGACAAGCAAAGUUACAUUGGUAUAUCAUGUGUGUGUCCUAAACGACCACGACGACAGAAUAAUUAGAACAAAGCAAAGAAACACUUAUAUGAAGAAAGAGAUCCAGGCUACCAAGGUCGUAACAGCAGUAAUUAUAUGUCGUUGUGUUUCUACAAGAAAGAGCGUCUUACUAGC
Messenger RNA from Amoebophrya sp. A25, 1020 nucleotides. The record is from the annotation of a GenBank genome assembly. NCBI's taxonomy places the organism in Eukaryota, Dinophyceae, Syndiniales, Amoebophryaceae.